Molecule: messenger RNA, 5252 nt
Organism: Scleropages formosus (Asian bonytongue)
Lineage: Eukaryota; Metazoa; Chordata; Actinopteri; Osteoglossiformes; Osteoglossidae
Product: zinc finger protein 385A-like
Exons: 11
Coding region: 270-1994 (574 amino acids)
Cellular component (GO): nucleus
Molecular function (GO): zinc ion binding; nucleic acid binding
Source: RefSeq, a predicted model, not a curated record
GAGCGCUUGGCGCGAAGAGAAGUCGGCUUUCGGACGUUGGAAACGGAGUACAACGGAGUACAACACGAUGACCGGCAUUUGGGCCAGAGAACUGAGAAAGGUGGUAAAAUUGAUGAUCCAACCCGACAUGAUUAAUGGUGCUGGAUGGUUCACUGCUCAGGUGAAACAGGUGAAGUUUACAAAACGAGCUCUCACAAGAGGCAGGUCAAAGGGGCUAAACGCAGAAGGAAGGCAGAUGGAAGGCGGACGCAGCAUAGGGACGGACCUGUAUGCAUGUCCAGUGUCACACAACGCCAGGGGACAGCGAGGCUGAGACACGUCGGGAAGAAAAAGGGCGCCAUGAUUUACAAGACAGUUAUGCCCUAGAAAUGCUGAAAAACAGAGGGGAGACAGAGGAAGAGAAGGUGACAGAGAGCGGGAGAGAAGCACAAGCCAACUCGGCGGCACAAGUCCUUCGCCUUCUCCGGAACACCGCACUUGUGCCAGAGAGGAGGGAGGCGAGUGCAGCGUGGAGCAGGGGGGCAGCGGCACAAGCGAAUGUCCUUUCACACCUCCGCGUCCCGCCGUCUCGCUGGCCUCUUGUGCAAAAGGGCCGCACCGAAGAGUGUCUGGUGCCGGAGGGAAGUGGACCCGUGAAAGGAGUUGGGGUACAGGGAGAGAGGGAGCGCGGAAGAGGGAGAACUAGUGAGAUGAUUUUGGGCAGUAUUAACCGAACUGGGGCGGUCCCAGCGUUCCUGCGGACCCCUGCCAUGAUCCAGCCCCACCUGGACAUCAAGCCCUUCCUGCAGUUCCCCAUGGAGACCCCACCACCUCCUCACAGUGUUGGGGUCUUCCACAACUUCAACGCGAUGGACCCUGUGCAGAAGGCUGUGAUCAACCACACCUUUGGAGUGCCGCUGGUUAAGGCCAAGCGACCCAUCAUCUCUUGCAACGUCUGCCAGAUUCGCUUCAACUCUGAGAGUCAGGCGGAGGCCCACUACAAGGGGAACCGGCAUGCCCGACGGGUAAAAGGCAUCGAGACCUCCAAGAGCCGGCCUCAGGACAACGACCGGGCCCCCCCUGCCCAGAUGGCCUCCCCCUCCCCUCCGGGACCCCCGGCAGCAAGCCUUGACAACGACCCCAGCAAAUCAGAUGAAGCCACAGCACUCCCGCAGCUGAACGGGCCCCACCUGCCCCCUUGCCCUCCUCCCUCUGCACCUCCUACCCCAGAUUCGCCCGUACUCCCUACCUGUCCCCUCCUGCCCCCUUCAGCAAAUCCUCCCUUGGCCUCCACUCCCUCCCCAUCCCUUGGCUCUGGGACCACCCGUGCAGACCAGCCUGGCCCAGGUCCCGCUGGUCCCCCUGGGGCCCCUGGAGUGGCCCUUAGCACCCCAGAGUCUGAGGAGGACAAGGCCAAGAAGCUGCUCUACUGCUCACUGUGCAAAGUGGCUGUCAACUCCCUGUCCCAGCUGGAGGCGCACAACAAGGGUACCAAACACAAAACAAUCCUGGAAGCUCGGAGUGGCUUGGGCCCCAUCAAAGCGUACCCUCGACUGGGCCCCAAGCCCAACGGCGAGCAGGGAGGGGCUGCAGCGGACCCCAACACUCAGGAACGCACCUUCCACUGUGAGAUCUGCAACGUGCGGGUCAACUCUGAGCUGCAGCUCAAACAGCACAUAUCGAGCCGGCGUCACCGGGACGGGGUGGCCGGGAAGCCCAAUCCCCUGCUCGGCCGGCACAAGAAGCACAGGACCGCAGAUCUCACGUCCUCUCUGUCCUUCUCGAAGGACCUCACCAAAGCUCUGGGCGCCGGUCUCCUGCCCAGUCCCCUGGCGGUUGCCGCAGCAAUGGCAGCCGCUGCCUCCUCGACACCCCUGGCUCUGCGUGCUGCGGGUCCAGCCCCCCACCCGCACCAUCACCUACUGCAAGGCCCCCCUCUAAGCCACGCCCUCUUAAGACCCGCCCCCGGGCCCAUUCGCACGUCCCAUGGGCCGAUCCUCUUCUCUCCGUACUGACAUCCUCCACCCUCCCCUCCCAGCUUUGGCCAGUCAGCCGCUGCACCUCCGAAAAGCACACUGUGAACAAGUCUGUUGGUACACGGCACAUGGGUAAAGCCAGGAGUAAACGACUCCACCAAAUUCAUUGGACCGAGCGAAAGAAGAGGAUCCCCGAAAGGAGGCUGUGCGCCCAUCUCUCGCACCCUUUUCCUCAAGCUUCCACACUCUUAAAGACUCUCUGAGCAACUCACGGGCAGUGGGAGUGUGUGCUGGAAGGAAAAGGUGCAGUACACACUACGGGUGUAAAAGCCCCCUGUAAAUAACCCUUUACCCCAUCCCUGCUCCUUUCAUACACUGUGACAUUAUUCCAGUGGUUGGUCACCUGGCUGGUCAAAUAAGUAUCUUUAGAGACGUACUAGACACACGCACACGCAAACACACGAUGGGCACAACCUGUCACUCGCUGUGUUGCAGUACCGCACUCAUCCCUCCAGGUCAGUGUAACCCCCCCCUCCGUGAGCUCCAGCACCACCAAGUGUUCUGUUAGUAGUGUAGCUGCUUCUGGUGACCGUCGCUGUAAAAACGUUGCGUCCUGUCCAACUUUGGCAUCCUGGAUGUUCGGCUCCGCUCUGAGCUUAAGGAUGCGAGCAGGCGGCCCGUUCCGGUACACGGGCUCCUCAGAAACUGUCGCUGGGGGUGACGUUGGGCCCGUUCAAACCAAGAGACCGAAGUGGACAUGAAGGAGGGGGACAUUCAGCAGGGCACUCUCCAGUGGACAGACAAAACGCAAGACUCGCUGCUGCAUACGUCUGGGGGAGGUCAUCAUGCCGCGUGAGCCCGACACAUUUCCGCACGCUCCUGUACCCGGACAAGCGACAGACCCUCAGCGUAUCGUAGCACAGAGCAGGAUGUGGGAGCUGGUGGCAAUCAGCCAGCUGGACCUUAAAGGCAUUACGGCGCUCGAUGUCCGUGUGGAUUCCAUUAUCAAAAGUGAUGAAGAUGGUAAAGAGAGGAGCAGUUACCACGACCCUGCAAUGGGAGUCUUAGAGCUGGUGCGUUUCCAGGAGCUCUCCCCACCGUGAAGUGUGAAGGCGCUCCGCGGUAUGACUGUAUGUGUGUAUGCGCGUGCGUGUGUAUAUGUGUGUGUCAGUAUCUGUGUGUGAAAACAAAACAGGGACCCGAAGCACAUUCGUAGUUCUCAACUUCAAUGGCCUUUUUAUUUCUCCCAUCAGUUGUGGGUUGAGGUGAUUAUGCAAGACGCUUCUGACCAGCAAUAGAGCACUGUGCAUGCUCCGCCCCCUCCCCCUCCCCUGUGUGCUCCACCCAAACAAGGUCUGUGGGGACCAGGAGCGCUCAUGUCUUGCCAUACUCUGCUGCAAAGCCCUUCCAGGUGAGGUCCUUACCCCAACCUGCCACUAGAGCGGCGCUGCAGGCCCCACCCAUUUCAGGACUGAGCAGACUAGCAGCAGCGCGGACUUCCGGGGGGGGGUCUCUUCCAGCAUCGCCAGGGAGGAACUCUUAACUAGUUUGUGGAAGAAAAAGCCUCUGAGCUCUUCUGUGGUUUCACGUGGACUUCCGUUCCUGAAUUCUAAGCCAUGCAAUGCAUCUGUUGUUUUGUUUUUAUUUCUGACUCUUAUGUAUCUUUUCGUUGUGUUGUUUCAUUUUGGCAGAGCACUAUAUUACAGUGAAUAAGUAGCCAUGUAAAGUUACAAAAACCGACAAAAAUAUUUUUCUAUUUAGGCAGAAGAGGUAUUGCGAACUGCAGGGAAAGGAUCUUGUGACAGGGAGGGAGGGACAUUUGGUGAAAAGACGUCUUUGGGGAAAAUGUUUGACGGGAUAUCAAGAAGUGAGACAGGACGGAAGAGGGGUGCCUGCUUUGCACUGCACGUCACACACUUUUACCGAACAUCUACUGGCGAAGAACAAGAGGCACCGUUUAAAGAGGUUCCAAACUCAAGAGCUCCUCAGAAGCACCCCUGGUGUCUCCAGCUGUGUAAAUGACUAAAAUGGGAAACUUGGUUGGUUGUUGAAUGGUGUCACCAACCCAGCAUCAUCUAAGCAGCUACGAGAUACCCGAAUAAUACAAUCCCGCUGGAUAACUGUGUUUUUCUAAUCCACAAUGCAAUGGCAGCAGCAGCUACAGAACAUUUAAUGAAUUUCAGGCACCCAAACCUUUUGUAACUUCCGUUUCUUUUUGUUUUUAACACGUAUGGAAAAGUGGAAGCGCUGCCUUAGGUUCAUCAUAAGAAAUGCCUGGAGCAAGCAUGCAUAGUGGCGCUUCAGUUCAGUCUACCUUGUGUAUUACCCUGUGUGCAAUGCGAGGGCCCAUCUCUACUGGUCGAGAAGGUGCAACAUACUGUAGGUUUCCAGAGAACUUAGCAAGGAGCUCAACUCUUCAAAGGUUUCAAAGCAGAUCCAACUUGAUUCCAGAAAACCUUCAGCUUUGACCUGUCCCAAUGGUAAACUGAUGGAUUCCUGAGCCAAAAAGGAGUGCGUUGCAACUUGCAGAUCCGAAAAGCUCCAAAAAUACGUCAAUUACAUUGCCUUCUGAAAAGAUGUGGCCACUCCUUCAACUGUUAGAAAUGAGGCAGAUGUCAAACCAGGUGUACUUUCAGUUCUGAGGUGUGUCUUAGUCUUAGCUUUAGUUUGUCGAGGUCGUUCUAGCCGUGCCUCUCCUUGAAUGGAGGGCUGGAGUUUGUUGGGCGAAACCUCGGCAUGCCAAUGAAGUUGUUGUUCAGUUUAACCCUGGAAAAGACAAAGUGGCGUCUGCCAGAUCAGAGCAAUAUUUAAUCCUACUGGCUACUGUCUUUUUUUGCAAUAAGUAGAUCAACAAAUAAAAUGUAGAUGACAAUAAAAUAUGUUAAAUGCAAAUUAAAUGGAAAAAAAUCUUUAUGAAAUGGUAUCGAUAUCAAGGGGCAACUUGACAUACUUGCAGUAAUAAAGAAAUUAAAUAUAUGUGUAUAAAUCAGUGGAAGGAAAGAUGUCUUGAGCUUCCCACUUGAUAAUUAAAAAUAUUACAACUUCAGUGUUUGGUUUUUUAGCGUUCUCCCUGUUUUGUCUGGUUUUUGUUUUGCUUCAGUGUUCACCCAGUCCUCAUGUAAAGGAGUUCUUUUGUUCAAGAAAUCACCUCACUGAAUGAACUCCCAUUUUGAGGGGGUCAGUAUCAUUACUUCUUGAGGGAAAAAAGUUGAUGGACCAGAAAUAUCAGUUAGUUAAAAUAACACUGUUUUUAUUCAUGAUUAUGAUAAUACCAACAUAAUCUGUAAUAAUGGUAAC